Molecule: messenger RNA, 2473 nt
Organism: Aspergillus ibericus CBS 121593
Lineage: Eukaryota; Fungi; Ascomycota; Eurotiomycetes; Eurotiales; Aspergillaceae
Product: catalase/peroxidase
Exons: 1
Coding region: 120-2372 (750 amino acids)
Biological process (GO): cellular response to hydrogen peroxide; hydrogen peroxide catabolic process
Cellular component (GO): cytosol
Molecular function (GO): catalase activity; heme binding
Source: RefSeq, a predicted model, not a curated record
GGCAGAGAGGGGUCGUAUAAGAGGGCGUUCUCCGCUGUCCUGGACUGCAUGGCAUGAUCAUCGUCUGAUUUCAUCAUCAUCAUCAUCAUACAACAGCUGAUUGAUAUCUUACAUCUAUCAUGGGCGAAUCCAAGUGUCCCUUUCAGAAGCGUGGAUCCGCCAAUAUCGGCGGUGGAGGCACUCGCAACACCGACUGGUGGCCUGAUCAGUUAAGACUCGACAUCCUUCGCCAGCAUUCGGCCGCGUCGAACCCCCUCGCUCCUGACUUUGACUACACCGCCGCGUUUAACAGUCUCGACUACUAUGUGGUCAAGAAAGAUCUCAAUGAUUUGAUGACCGACUCUCAGGACUGGUGGCCCGCGGAUUUCGGUCACUAUGGUGGCCUGUUCAUCCGCAUGGCCUGGCAUAGUGCCGGGACCUACCGGGUCUUUGAUGGCCGGGGUGGUGGUGGCCAAGGGCAGCAACGGUUUGCGCCGCUCAACAGCUGGCCCGACAAUGCCAGUCUGGACAAGGCUCGUCGUCUGCUGUGGCCCAUCAAGCAGAAGUAUGGGGCCAAGAUUUCCUGGGCGGACUUGAUGCUGCUGGCCGGCAAUGUGGCCCUCGAGUCCAUGGGCUUCAAGACCUUUGGGUUCUCUGGUGGCCGGGCGGAUACCUGGGAGGCGGAUGAGUCGGUCUACUGGGGGGGUGAGACCACCUGGAUGGGCAACGACAUCCGCUAUGCUGAUGGCUUUCCGGGUGUCACCAAGCAUGGAGCUCUGUCUGGAGAUGAGCCAGCCCAUCUCAACAUUCAUACGCGCGAGCUGGAGAAGCCCCUGGCCGCAUCACACAUGGGCUUGAUCUAUGUCAACCCCGAAGGUCCCGAUGGCAAGCCCGAUCCGGUGGCCGCGGCGCGCGAUAUCCGCACCACCUUUGGGCGCAUGGGCAUGAACGACGAGGAGACCGUUGCCCUGAUCGCCGGCGGCCACAGCUUUGGCAAGACCCACGGCGCGGCCCCCUCCGACAACGUCGACGUCGAGCCGGCUGCUGCCGAUCUCGAAGCGCAAGGACUGGGCUGGAACAACAGCUACCAGACCGGCAAAGGUCGCCACACCAUCACCAGUGGUCUGGAAGUGACCUGGACCAAGACUCCGACGCAAUGGAGCCACGAAUUCCUCCAGUACCUAUUCCGCUUCGAGUGGGAACUGACCAAGAGUCCGGCGGGGGCCAGUCAAUGGCAGGCCAAGGAUGCCGACGACAUCAUCCCGGAUGCCUACGAUGCAUCGCAGCGCCACAAGCCGAAGAUGCUGACCACCGAUCUAUCGCUGCGCUAUGAUCCCAUCUACGAGAAGAUCUCGCGGCGCUUCCUGGAGCACCCGGAUCAGUUUGCCGACGCCUUUGCCCGCGCCUGGUUCAAGCUGCUCCAUCGCGACAUGGGCCCCCGCACCCGCUACAUUGGCCCGGAGGCCCCGACCGAGGAUCUAUUGUGGCAGGAUCCCAUCCCGGCGGUCGAGCAUCCGCUGGUGGAUGCAGCCGACAUUGCCAAGCUGAAGCGCACCAUCCUGGACACGGGGGUGGAGGGAUCCAAGUUGGUGUCCACGGCCUGGGCCUCGGCCUCGACCUUCCGCGGGACCGACAAGCGCGGCGGUGCCAAUGGCGCCCGGAUUCGUCUGGCGCCGCAGCGUCAAUGGGAGGUCAACAACCAGCCGUGGCUGGACGAGACCUUGUCCACUCUGGAGCGCAUCCAGCGGGACUUUAACGGUGCGACGUCCAAGAAGAUUUCCCUGGCCGAUCUGAUUGUCCUGGCGGGCUGUACGGCCGUGGAAAAGGCCGCUCAGGAUGCCGGUCACACCAUCACCGUUCCCUUCACCCCGGGCCGAACAGACGCCACCCAAGAGCAGACGGACGUCGAGUCCUUCUCGCACCUCGAGCCCGUGGCCGACGGGUUCCGCAGCUACGGACGGUCCACGACCCGGGUGCGCGCAGAAAAGUAUCUCGUCGACAAGGCGCAUCUGUUGACGCUGACCGCGCCAGAGAUGACGGUCUUGGUGGGUGGUUUGCGCGUGCUCAACGCCAACUAUGAUGGCUCGGCCCAUGGCGUGUUCACUUCCACCCCCGGACAUCUGACGAAUGACUUCUUCGUGAAUCUCCUGGACAUGGGCACCGCGUGGAAGGCCACGGAUGCGGCCCGCGAUGUCUACGAGGGCACGGAUCGACAGACGGGCGCGAAGAAGUGGACGGCGACGCGCGCGGACUUGGUCUUUGGCUCGCAUGCGGAAUUGCGGGCAGUGGCCGAGGUAUAUGGUAGUGUGGAUGGACAGGAUAAGUUUGUUAAGGACUUUGUGGCGGCGUGGGAUAAGGUGAUGAGUUUGGAUCGGUUUGAUUUGAAGGCGUAGCUGCGUGAAGUGUAUAUGAUUAUGGAUGGACUUGCUGCAUGAAUUAGUAUAUAUGAUUAAUGGAUGAAUUAUUUGGACUGAGGCUACAGAGACACCCCAAU